Messenger RNA from Botrytis cinerea B05.10, 1297 nucleotides. RefSeq lists its product as hypothetical. The transcript is spliced from 3 exons. The record is from RefSeq and is a predicted model, not a curated record. Bases 135 to 1043 code for a protein of 302 amino acids. Lineage: Eukaryota; Fungi; Ascomycota; Leotiomycetes; Helotiales; Sclerotiniaceae.
GUCAUUUCCCUCACCCUCACCCUCUCCUUAACCUUAUCUUAACCUCUUGUUCUUUUCCCUUUUCUCAAUAACUUUGAUUAUUCACCUAUUCAAAACGUACGCAGGAGGAACAUCAAUAUCGAUUACGGUUAAUCAUGAGUGGCAAAGCAGAAAAGCAACCUUUGGAUGUUGCAGACAGCAACAUUAAAGCGCCCCCCGCCCCAAUCCUUCCCCCUCCAAAGUCAAGAGACAAGGUCCCAGUCAAACCCCCCGCAUCUAAAGCAGCUACGGAUAACAAACGCAAAGCGUCUGAAAUCGAACAACCACAAAAUCUACCAGAAAUCGACAGUGAUGAUGAAAGACUUCACAUCGUUGAUCAAAAUUGUGACCAAAUUCGUCGCAAAAUUCGCCACUUUCUCGAGAGCGGUGAGAUGAAAGUUACUGAAUUUCAGAAAACAAUUGGCACAAAUAGCAGAAGUUACGGUGCAUUCAUGGGCCAAAGUGGCAAAUUCAAGGGAGAUCAGAGCAAUGUUUACACCAACGCGUUUGCUUUCUUCAAAAAACGAGAGCUACAGGGAGUCAAACCUCUCAAAAAGCCAAAGGUCAGCAAAGCCGAAGAACAGAAGAAGUUUGAUGUUUCCGCCAUUAAACUCGAUGGAGAAUCCACAACGUCCGUCCCUGUCUAUGAUAGUUGCGAUGAAGUUCGCAAAAAGAUACGUGCCUACCUCCGCGAACCCGGUGUGACACAAGCUGCUUUUCUCCGUGAAAUUGCAAAGACCUACCCCGAGGAGAAGAAGAUCCAAUCCAAGGUCUUGAAUGACUUCUUAGGCAAGAAGGGACCAAGUGCUGGAAACACUAGUUCUGCAUACUAUGCUUCUUAUGUGUUCUUCGAGAAGGUGCGCAUUAGAGAUGGAAAACCAAAGAGUAAGCAUAGAGGAGAAAUGGAGGAGCAGUGGGCAAGCGAAGGAGGUGUAGAUACGAAGACUCCAAGUUCUAGAGGCUACUUCUGCUUUGGCGAUGAAAGACCUGUCGAGGAUAAGUACGGCAAGGUUUCAUUCCAAUAAAUCUAAGGGCUUGGUAUGAUGAUGGCUUUUGUACUACUUUGGAGUUUGGAGGAUCACGAAUCCUUGCUUGGUUAAUGUCUGUACUCUAUUUGGCGUUUUGUUUGAUCACGUUUAAGGGUUCGUUGGUGCCUGAACUUGUAUCACCUAUUCCUCGUGUUUGAAUUGAACAAAAAGAUAUCGUGGUUAUUGUGAACUGUCUAACCGUUCUUUAAUAUACAUCAAUUCUACUUCUACUCUCUCUCUUAAUCUUCACA